AUGCCAGGGCAGUUUGAGAUGAAGAUGGUGUUGGUAAUCGUGAAGAGCAUUAAGGUGGAUAAAUCCCCCGGGUCCCAGGCCUUGCUCUGUUGUGUUGCAGGAUGCUUCGAGUGUUGCAUCAAGUGUUUGGGUGGCAUUCCCUACGCCUCGCUCGUCGCUACUAUCCUCCUCUACGCGGGCGUGGCCCUCUUCUGUGGCUGUGGCCAUGAAGCUCUCUCCGGGACCGUCACCAUCCUGCAGAACAACUUUGAGUUGGUUCGAGGUGCCGGCGACACCAUCGAUGUCUUCACCAUGAUUGACAUCUUCAAGUACGUCAUCUACGGAAUAGCAGCGGCCUUCUUUGUCUACGGAAUCCUCCUGAUGGUGGAGGGGUUCUUUACAACUGGGGCCAUCAAGGACCUGUAUGGAGACUUCAAGAUCACCACCUGUGGGCGUUGUGUCAGCGGCUGGUUCAUCAUGCUGACGUACAUCUUCAUGUUGGCGUGGUUGGGAGUGACAGCCUUCACCUCACUGCCCGUCUUCAUGUACUUCAACGUCUGGGCGCUCUGUCAAAACAUCACCCUGGUCGACUCCACCGACCUCUGCCUUGACCUCCGUCAGUUCGGUAUCGUCCCCAUUCACGAGCAGAAGACGAUGUGCGCCUUGAACGACAGCUUCAGCAAACUCUGCCAGUCCACUGAUCUGAACAUGACGUUCCAUUUGUUCAUCGUGGCCCUAGCUGGGGCGGGAGCUGCCGUCAUUGCUAUGAUCCACUACCUGAUGGUGCUGUCGGCCAACUGGGCGUAUGUGAAGGACGCGUGCCGGGUGCAGAAGUACGAGGACAUCAAGUCCAAGGAGGAGCAAGAGCUUCACGACAUCCACUCCACCCGCUCCAAGGAGCGGCUAAACGCCUACACAUAGACCGCCCGCAUGCCCGCACCCCACUGACCACUGUGUGUCCCAGCGCCACUGCCCACCACUGCCCCUCCUUACCCACCUCCUACCAGCCCACUGCCCACCACUGCCCCUCCUUACCCACCCCCCACUGACCAUUGCCUCUGUGUGUCCCAGCCCCACUGACCAUUGCUCUCUUACCCCCUCCCCCUCCUCAUCCCCCCCUUACACCCCCUCCCCUCCACACUCCAUCCUCUCCCUCACCCCCCGCCCCUUCCUCACCCCCUCUACCUCCGCCUGUCCCUUGCACCUCGAGUGACCCAGCAGCGGUCAGUGAUGGUCAGUCCAGUGGUCACUCUCCCCUUCUGCAAACCUCUCCUCACUCCAGCCGCCUUGUCUACGGAGUUGUCAGCAUUUGUAAUUGUUUUCCGAUUCUCCAAGGUGGAGUGUCACGGCCAACAUUUCGUGCCUGACGUUAGUGGAGGUAGCCCCCAUGGAGAGAGGACAUCAGACACCAGGGUGAUGGUUCCCAGCAGUUGUACGUGCCCCGUGGAACUCUCACUGGAUCUCGGUAUCUGUGGCUGUAUUAAACCAAUGCCAACGCUAGUGUUUUUCCAAGUUAUCAUAAAGUCAUAGGAGCAGAAUUAGGCCAUUCAACCCAUCGAUUCUACUCCGCCGUUUAAUCAUGGCUGAUCUAUCUUUCCCUCUCAACCCCGUUCUCCUGCCUUCU
This is a messenger RNA of Amblyraja radiata (thorny skate), 1603 nucleotides long. RefSeq names its product proteolipid protein DM beta. Bases 1 to 900 code for a protein of 299 amino acids. Lineage: Eukaryota; Metazoa; Chordata; Chondrichthyes; Rajiformes; Rajidae. The record is from RefSeq and is a predicted model, not a curated record. The transcript has 7 exons. Gene Ontology annotation, cellular component: plasma membrane; axonal growth cone; filopodium. Gene Ontology annotation, biological process: neuron projection development.